Messenger RNA from Musa acuminata subsp. malaccensis (wild Malaysian banana), 1024 nucleotides. Its product is annotated as syntaxin-52. The record is from RefSeq and is a predicted model, not a curated record. Lineage: Eukaryota; Viridiplantae; Streptophyta; Magnoliopsida; Zingiberales; Musaceae. Gene Ontology annotation, cellular component: membrane; endomembrane system; SNARE complex. Gene Ontology annotation, molecular function: SNAP receptor activity; SNARE binding. Gene Ontology annotation, biological process: intracellular protein transport; vesicle fusion.
GUCGUUGCUUAUUGGGAAUUUUUCUGUUGCGUUCGGAAAAUGAAAGAGAUGAGGACGACAAGGUAGUGCCCUUCAAAUUGGGGUUUCUCGACACGGAGGAGUAUUGUGGGAACGGAUUAGACGGGAGGGGAAGAGAAGGCGUUUUCGAUCAUAUCCUUCGCGAAGAAAGAUUCUGUCAGUAGCAAUGGCAACUUCUUUAGAUCAAUGGACGAGGGAGCUCAAUGAAGCUUCAAAACUUGCAGAGGAUAUUAGUGUGAUGAUAUCUGAAAGGGGAUCUUUGCCUCCGUCAGGCCCAGAUACCCAACGCCAUUUAACUGCAAUGAGGAGGAAGAUAACAAUUCUCCGGACCAGAUUGGAGAGCUUGGAGUCUAUUCUUUCGAAGCUUCCGAGUUUGCAACCAAUAAAGGAUAAGGAGUUAAAUAAGCGUCAAGAAAUGCUAGCAAAUCUGAAAUCUAAAGCGGACCAGAUGGCAUCUGAGUUAAAUAUGUCAAACUUCAGCAACAGGAAGGACUUGUUUGGAGAUGGUAAAAAGUCAGCUGAUGUGGUAAGCAGAACUGCUGGGUUGGAUAAUCAAGGUAUCGUUGGUUUACAAAGGCAAAUUAUGAGAGAACAAGACGAGGGCCUUGAAAAGUUGGAGGAGACUGUGUUAAGUACAAAACAUAUUGCACUAGCAGUUAAUGAAGAAUUGGAUCUGCAUACAAGAUUAAUUGAUGAUCUCGAUGAACAUGUUGACAUAACUGACACGCGGCUACAGAGAGUGCAAAAGAGGCUGGCAAUCCUAAGCAAGCGCACAAAAGGUGGUUGUUCGUGCAUGUGUCUGCUCCUUUCUGUAGUAGCAAUUGUGAUUCUGAUCGUGAUAGCAUGGGUUCUCAUCAAGUACUUGUAGAAAGGGCACCAAGUAUCUAAUAUGCCAUUUAUAUGGAUCUGCAUGAUGCUAGUCUUGCGUGUUUAUAUCCUGAGAUUUCACUUGGUAUUCCUGGGAGAAUGGCAAAAUAAUAUCCGCACUUUUUUGCUUGAUAUAAUA